UUUGGCCUCGCACCUCUCCUGCCACCUCACAGCCCGGGCAGCAAUCCCGCCAAACGGCCCGCAAAGCCGCGUCACCAACAGCCGCACCCCGAGCCCCGCAGCCGCCCUGCGGCCCCGCGGAGGCACCGGCCAUUUUGCACAGGUUCCAGGCUGGCUCCCCAGCAGCCGCACCGCCCCGACGCUUCCACCGCGCUCCCGCAGCUGCAGGCGGCUCCAGGCCAGGCGCGGUCCCACCCGCAGGGCCCGGCGACCGCUGCCCGCCCGAGCCCCAGGGGCUCCCCCGGCACCCGCUGGCGAGCUCUGCUCGGCCCAGGAGGCCCCCGGAGCCACGAGGCCCCGCGGCGCGGCCCCGGGUGCCGCCGCCACCACCACCGAGCCCCGCGGGCCCCCGGGCCCGGAGCAGCGGUGACGUGCGGCCCCCCGAGCCGACCAUGGCGGAGACCCCGCCCCGCGCCGCCGCGGGGGUUCCUCGGGGCGGGGCCUCCGCCGCCGGCCAAAGACGCCUGGCGCGUGGCCCCGCCCCUAUAUAAGCGGCGGCCUCGGCGCAGCGCGGGGAGCGCGGCCGCCGGCGCAGCCCAGCCGAUCCGCGGAGCCGCCGCCAUGGCAGACCAGUCUUUCGUGACUUUAGCCACAAAUGACUCCUACGUGAAAGGAGCGCUGGUACUCGGCUCAUCCUUGCAGCAGUACAGAACGACAAGGAAGCUGACUGCGCUCAUCACGCCUCAGGUCUCAGAUCUGAUGAGGAGGGUGCUGGAAAAAGUCUUCGAUGAAGUCGUAUUAGUGAAUGUGUUGGACAGUGGGGAUUCGGCGCACUUGGCGCUAAUGAAGAGACCCGAGCUGGGCGUCACACUAACAAAGCUGCACUGCUGGGAACUGACACAGUUUUCAAAAUGUGUUUUCAUGGACGCAGACACAAUGGUUUUGUCAAAUAUUGAUGAGCUUUUUGAGAGAGAAGAGCUGUCUGCAGCGCCAGAUCCAGGCUGGCCUGACUGUUUUAAUUCUGGCGUUUUUGUUUACCGACCUUCCAUUGAAACGUACAAUCAGCUGUUGCAGUUCGCUACAGAGAAAGGCAGCUUUGAUGGUGCAGAUCAGGGGUUAUUAAACACCUUCUUCAGCAGCUGGGCAACAACAGACAUGAGCAAACAUCUACCAUUUAUUUAUAAUUUGAGCAGUACUUCUGUAUAUUCCUACCUUCCAGCAUUUAAAGCGUUUGGUGCCAAUACUAAAGUGGUGCAUUUCCUGGGAAGCACAAAGCCAUGGAACUACACAUACGACUCCAGAACAAAAAGCAUAAAAGGCAAUGUGGAUGACCCUAAAAUAGUUCACCCAGAAUUCCUCAACAUGUGGUGGGACACCUACACAGUAAACGUUCUGCCAUUACUAGAACAGCACGGAAUUGUUCAAGAGGCUACUACAGGUGGAAACAUGCUAUCGGGCUUGGUCUAUACUCUGGCUUUCUCUUGUGGCUUCUGUAGAGAGGCAGAGGUUACAGAGGCAGUGUCCCACAUAUCAGUAUCAGCACCAUCACCAGUAUUACCAACCAUAUCUUCAGAAGAACGCAAGGAGCGGUGGGAACAGGGCCAAGCUGACUAUAUGGGAGUGGAUUCCUUUGACAACAUCAAGAAGAAACUCGAUACCUACCUUCAGUAGUGCCUGUCUCAAACAGCAGUGAUGCGAGGACUUGUUCCAGAACUAACAGCUAGAAAGGUGUAGAUGUGGUCAGUUACACUUGCUAGUAGCUUGGUGAAAAACUUCUUGGCUGAGGCCUCUGCAGUGCAACAGAUGAAGACUGAGCAAAAGCUAGGAAGCAGAAUUCCUUGGGCCACCCACAACUGCCCAAUUUCCAGUUCUCCAUACUAGAUAAAACCAGGUAUUUUCAGCUUAAAUUUUCUUCUGUUGUGAUCAAUUGGCUCAAAAUAUCCCUUGAAACUGGGUUUGUUACCUCACCUCAUUAAGGUGAUUAGCAUUGAUUCCUUUGCUUGCUGUUUUAGAUGUAAAAGUCUAAUUCAUGGAAUUGCUCAUACACUAGAGUGGUAGCCAUUCUGCUUUACCAUAGAUGUGUUAACGACACUGGGAUACACACAGGUGUGACAGUAAUAGCACUGCUUUGCUCUUCCAGUCACAAUUGCACUGAAGUGUUGGCCAGGUUCUUACGCACAGUGCCUGCAGCGUGGCAGAAUGCAUUUUCAGUUCUGUAUCCUACGGGACUAGUCAACCUGAGUUUCUGUUACUUGCAAUGUUGCACUUGAUAACAAAAAUAAAAAGUUGUCAUGCA
This is a messenger RNA of Columba livia (rock pigeon), 2275 nucleotides long. RefSeq names its product glycogenin 1 (gene GYG1). The transcript is spliced from 8 exons. Lineage: Eukaryota; Metazoa; Chordata; Aves; Columbiformes; Columbidae. Gene Ontology annotation, molecular function: glycosyltransferase activity. The record is from RefSeq and is a predicted model, not a curated record. Bases 601 to 1650 code for a protein of 349 amino acids. Gene Ontology annotation, biological process: glycogen biosynthetic process. Gene Ontology annotation, cellular component: cytoplasm.